AGUACAUGUCCCAGUCAUUUCCAUAAUUCAUCAUAAAUUGUGCAAGGGUGCUAUAGACGCACCAAAAAACGAAGCAAAGAGCCACAAAUCAAGCCCCCCGAUCAAAAAACAAAUGAGCUCUUAUUUUGUAAACUCAUUUUGCGGUCGCUAUCCAAAUGGCCCGGACUACCCGUUACAUAAUUAUGGAGAUCCUAGUGCCGUGAGCGAGCAAUUCAGGGAAUCCGCGAGCAUGCAUUCCGGCAGGUACGGCGGCUACGGCUACAAUGGCAUGGACCUCAGCGUUGGCCGCUCGACUUCCAGCCACUUUGCGGCAGGGGGGGCCCCCGAGCGGGCUCGCGCCGGCAGCUACCCCUCCAACAGCACCUCCGCCGCCCCCGAGGCCAGGUACGCCAGCCGGGCUGCGGCCGCCACGGCGUCGGCUUGCUCUCCGCCGCCUGACCCUCUGCCCUGCGCCGCCGUGGCCACCUCGCCUGCUGCUGUCAGCGGCGACGCUCAUCACGGCGGCGGCGUGAAAAACUCCACCGCCAACUCGACCAGCUCCUCGUCCACUUCCAGCAGCAGCAGCAGCGCCAGCAGCGCCAGCACCAGCACUGGCAACAACCCCCACCUAGGCAGAGAAGGGCUAAGCACAUCGCCUGGCGCGGAAGAUGACACUCCAGCCAGCAGCGAGCAGGCGAACUCCCAGCAGAACGACCAAAGCCCAGCCCAGCAGCCUCCCCAGCCCCAGAUCUACCCCUGGAUGAGAAAACUGCACAUAAGCCAUGACAACAUAGGGGGGCCCGAAGGGAAAAGGGCUCGGACUGCUUACACGCGCUACCAGACCCUGGAGCUGGAGAAAGAGUUUCACUUCAACAGAUACCUGACCCGCAGGAGGAGGAUUGAAAUAGCACAUGCUCUUUGCCUCUCAGAGAGACAAAUCAAGAUCUGGUUCCAAAAUAGGCGCAUGAAAUGGAAAAAGGAUAACAAGCUGAAGAGCAUGAGCAUGGCAGCCGCAGGAGGAGCCUUCCGCCCUUAGGAGAGACCCCCGUUUUGCUGCUACUGCUUCCUCUUCCUCCUCUUCCUCCUCCUCCUCCCCGAAAACACAACAAAACAAACCAAGUACUGAGCAGUAUUAUAUGAGCUGACCCUGCGUGGAAUGUCAGUAGUCUCUCUCUCUCUCUGUCUCUCUCUUUUGCGUUGACUUCCUCCAACUUCUCUGGGAGGCUUCAGCUGAAGAAGCCUCCCAUCAUCUUUUAAUCAUGAGCCUGUUUAAUUGAGCCUCUCUCUCGCGUGUUACCAGUAGAUCUGCUUCCCGUGCAUUUCUUUGUCUUG
Messenger RNA from Hemicordylus capensis (graceful crag lizard), 1311 nucleotides. It is a transcript of the gene HOXA5, whose product is annotated as homeobox A5. Gene Ontology annotation, molecular function: DNA-binding transcription factor activity, RNA polymerase II-specific; RNA polymerase II cis-regulatory region sequence-specific DNA binding. The record is from RefSeq and is a predicted model, not a curated record. The coding region runs from base 113 to 1015 and encodes 300 amino acids. Gene Ontology annotation, biological process: anterior/posterior pattern specification; regulation of transcription by RNA polymerase II. The transcript is spliced from 2 exons. Gene Ontology annotation, cellular component: nucleus. NCBI's taxonomy places the organism in Eukaryota, Metazoa, Chordata, Lepidosauria, Squamata, Cordylidae.